This is a messenger RNA of Amoebophrya sp. A25, 8235 nucleotides long. Lineage: Eukaryota; Dinophyceae; Syndiniales; Amoebophryaceae. The record is from the annotation of a GenBank genome assembly.
AGGAAAUAAGCAACAGCGAAACACAGAACCAAGUGAAUUAUCACGCCUGUCCCCCUGUAACUAGGUGGUCGCGGUAUAGAUAGCAAGGAAGUCUCCCACUAGCUACGCUCGAACUUCCUUUCGCUCCCUCAGAAAAGUGAAUCCGCAUAAACACUACCAAGAAGAAUAGUCUUGUGUAUUUCUGUGCGCUAAGACUCAAGUAGGCACUAUCUGAGAGGUAACAUUGUUUUUUAACGAUAGAAGAACUAACUAUAGCAAGGUGCCCCCGCUUUGUCUUUGUCAGCGGCUAAUCUAAUUCUCAUUAACUCUUUGAGCAAGAAGCCCCUGCACUCAGUCUUCAAACGGAUUCCAGAAAGUAGGACUAUACAACCUGAUAGUACACGAACACUCUUGAGACGUCACAACUUACUGCUGGCCUUGAGUUAAUUGCCACCCCUAAUUACCUUACUGUGGCAAGUUUUCUGCUGAAGUUUGUAAUAGGAGUGCUUACUCAUCAUUGAAAAAUCUAACUGAACUACUCCAACCCGCGACACGACCGCAAGCAUCUAGUAGAGUGAUCGGCUUAAGUGUCAACGCUCUAUCUAUAAGACGCCCAAUAGCCAAACUAUUACCAGUUGUUCCAUUAUAAACUAGGCACUUAGCCACAACUUAUCUACAGCAGUCCUCGAAUCCACAGGAGUCUGAUCGUAAACGAAGAACCGCUUGUAAUACAUUUGUUGGUUGCGUUUUAGUCCUAUGCUCUCUCGAGUGGUUUGACCGCCUUUCCAUUAUCGACAUUGAACUGUUAGUAUCUAAGCAGAACUUCUACAAAAAUUUAAUGUGUAAGACCCAUUCGUCUGUUAUCACCUACAAGCUUCAUCUCCACGCAGCUGAGUAUAUAUCUUAUGUUAUCACCUCUAUCGUUUUGUUUGUCUAAAGCGCCAAAAGUUGCAAAUUGACUUCAUAUUUUCGAAACAAAGACUAACUACUAUCUUCAAUCGGAGUAAGGUUCUGCGGAGUCAACUCGGGAUUUGUAUCUGGGUAGCUUAUAUAUUCUGAAGUCAUAGGCCACAGUAUCGACCAAGGAAGCGCGGAAUUUGUUAGGAAACUUUCGUACCAGUGUAGUAAGAAUAUUACAUCUACAAAACAUUUAAGCAGUUUUCAACUUGUUAUCUGCAUUCGUAAAUCAGAUCUACCUCGUAUCUACUCUGAACUGCGAGGCCCUCUGUAUCGUAAGGGUGGCUUGCGCGCGUUUGCUUCUGGGAGCUGAAGUCAUCUAGACCGACUCAAUUUGAAUACUCAUGCAGGCGCGAGUACUUAUUGAGUAAGAUUUUACUUGUUCUACAUCAACACUCACUUCUGACGAAUAGCAACGACUCAUAACAACAGCUUUUGCUUCUUAUUAUCGAGAACUACUUGUUUAGCUUACCCUUCUUCAUAAGAUCGACGAACUAGCACGCAGCGUUUCUGCUCCUACAACUAACUUACUAGUCUUGAACAUAUAUAUUGGCCAAUAGUCGCUCAAAGUUCAUAGACUCAAGUAGAGCCCUUCCUAGUUUUCUAACGAACUUAUCUACAAAGUUUUAGCACUUAGCUGGGAGUUUCAAAGUUUGCUCGAUUGAUCACUAUGUCGUCAUCUUCUGCUUCUUGCAGCUCUUCUUCUGCAAAUCAGCAGAAGAUGCAGAGCAGUUCCCACGAGGACGGGCGGGGUGUGUCCUCGCCUGCUCGUGGGAGAGGUCCCAGCCCCGGCCCGAACCUGGCAUCCAGCGGAGGGGUGGCCAGAUAUGCGGGCUUGAUAGCCCCGGCUUCAGCCGCCGAAAUGCGCAAGAACCGUCCGCGCAAUCAAAGCAACAACCAGAACAACCAGAAUCGCCUGAGAUCCUCCUCCAACCAGGUGCCGGGUACUGGUAGAAGACAAGUGAAGGAAUACAUCAACGACGUGAUAAACCGAGUGCCCUGGCUCAAGAAGGCAUGCAGUGACGACAAAGGUCUAGUACAACAUGUAGCACGAAUUGUGACACAAAACUACAAGACACACACGAGGACCACGAAGUACCACUUCAUGGCAGGCAGAUGGAGGAAAAUGUGGGAGGCCUACAUGGAGGCUGAAUGUUUGCGGGAGGGUAAGCAAAUAGUAGCUACAAUCACUGAGGACGACGGAUCUACAGUUACUAUCACAUUCGGCAAGAAAACAGUCGGCACGGGCGUGGAGUUGGAAGACGAGCAGCUGCAGAAAAUCAGCCAUAUUCGGCCUGGGCUGAGAGCUCUAACAAGAAAACAGCUGUCCCAACCAGAAAAAAUCCACGAGAACUUGAAAGACGACCCGAACAAACUUCUCACACCCGAGGAGAUAUCUUUGCUCUUGGUAUCAGUAUCUGCUAUUUUACUUUUCUAUAUGAAAAACUGCUACGCUACUGACCUACAACUUGCUUUCAUAGAUGCUACACGGUAGAUCGAACGUCCAACUAUUUCAAAACAGACGUGCGCAAAAAUGCAAGAUGGUCUUUGUAUAGAGUACUCUUCUGGUGAUCCAUAUCUACAGUCUCCUCUAUCUAUCAAUUAAUCUCCUUCCUAUUAUUCCCUCCACACACAGGGCCAGCUACCGAAGCCGGAAUCUUUUUCCAGAGACAGCGGGAAAAGCUGGCUGAAGCUCAUUCUUUACGUUCCGCAACUUCAGUCACACUAUGCGAAGACUUUGGCAACUGAAAUGGGCAAAACGGGCACGAACUGGCUAGAGAGGUACUUUCCCAGAUAGAUACUAGUACCAAUCCAACCUACCAGUCUCUUGAUUACCAGCACAGCUUGCAGUUUGAAGCUAUUAAUGUCAGGAUCGAUUAGAUAAAAUUUUUAAUGGCCCUCACUGUAAGUAAGAAAGUAGGUAGGCAUUCUUUUAGUUUACAGGUGCAGCUAUGGGUUCGCUAUGUAUAGGACCACAACGACCAUCUUAUCUUGUUUUAGCGAAAUUCUGUUCCCUCUCGACAGUACUCUGCUUCUUCAAAUCUUCUACUUACAUUUAUACUGCAGGAAUUGGGCGUUUGUUGACUUGUUGAAUCUGGGAGCGGAAGGCAAGCUGAGGCUCAAAAAAGAAACGGCUCUACCGGAAAACGCUGCAGCCCUGCAUCUUGCAUUGUUUCUGAAAUACGUGAUCAACGUCCAUAACUUCCAGAGAGCCGGCGAGUAUGUUACUUCCAACUCUGAAAUGGCGCGUCUGGCGACUGGUGACGAUACUGUCAGAAAAGGACAGCUGCAGUCCGGAACCCUCACGCAGGAGCCACAAAUCCCCUCUAUGCAAACGCAACAAUGCAUGUCAACGGUCUGGCAACCUGUGUGGAAAUGCUUUCAAAGCAUUGCUGAAAAAAUGGAGUUAUGGCUUAAGCAGACGUUUUGAAUCAAAGGAAAUUUUCUACUUUCUUUGUGAUUUGUUUCCAUGAGAGGCACAUCUUCACUUUCCAUCUUACAUAAGGAAAAAGAAUCUGAAGCGCUAACACGUGAAGAGAAUACUGGCGCUGAGGCUCUGCUCGCCAUCAAAGAGCAGGUAGACGCAGUCAAAUUCUUCCAAGAUGAGUACGAAAUAGCCAGCUGCAAGUCUUCUGGAGAUGGCAAGGUGAAGGCCGCAGAAUUGCGGAAAAAACUAGGUGAAGCUUGUGACGAUCUGAACAUAAAGAUGCUUGGCUGUUUCACGGAGGGGGACGAUCUCAACGAUAAAGCGAUAGAGUAUCUCUUUGAAACGUAUUCCUUUUAUUCAGCUAUCAUAUAUAAUGGCGAUUGAUUUUUUUUCUCUUGUUCGUGAAUUUGUGGUCCAAGUUAUAGUCGUACUUCACGGAGCUGAGACUUCUUGCAAUUCUUCACUUUCCUUUCCAGGUGGCCUACGCCAUUGGAUAUGCCGGAGGGAAUCAAAGCAAAUUAUGGCGACUCUAGUUUUUCGUUUGUUCUCACCUCUCCUUUCAUUUUUUACAGAGUAGACAGUCACACCUACCUUUACAUGCUUACUCCUUUCUAACAACUGUUUCCGUGUUGUGCGUAUCAGCGUGAGGUGGAAGCGAUAGGGGAGAAGAAGUGCCUUGCUCGUAAACGCUACAUGACCAAAGCAGUGAUAGCAGCUAUGGAACAAGGGCGGCCCAUGAAAGCUCGGCUCAUCCACAAGCAAGUUAUGGAGGAAGCGCAUGAGAAGGAGGAGGUUGUGGACGAGUUCUUAGACCAAUUUCGGGGUCCGUGGACUCUGGACUUGAUCGAGGAUUUCACGAGUAACUACCUGGCCGAUUGGGAUCUCAUGGAUUUCGGAGAGAAGAUGCUGAUGGAGCGACUUUAUAAGGUGCUACCUUUGAUACGAAGACCCACUUUCUAUAUAUGUAGCCUUUCCCUAUAGGUUCGCGUUGUAGGGUCAAAAACUUUUACAGACAGCACUGCGUGGCAUUUUUUUAAAAAAUCUACAACUGGACUCGUUAGUUUCGUGCUUCAGUCCUGGGCAGCUUCUCUCAUGGUCAUGGGUCAUUCUUUACUUACCAGGUGAAAUAUGCCAUCGACAAAAAUCACGAUGUUAACGAUUAUAGUGAAGGAGUCGGUUUCCGGGCUCUGGAAUAUUACCAAAUGGCAAACACGAACGAGCGCUUGACGCAGAUCAGCAACAACCUCGACACUUAUGACAUGACUGGUAUAGUUAGAUAGAUAGAGUCACUGUUUUUAAGUUUCGUUGCCAAAAAGUAUAUCUCCACCCUUUAUCUUACUAUCAUAUACUACAUUUCUCUCGCUGCAUGUGUCCUGUAGCGACCUGACAAGACAAAUAUGGUCUAGCUAGCUAGCUACUGCUCCUCGUAGUGGGAGUGCACACUGUGCAUUUCAGAUGACCUGUCGAAGCUAUCGUAGGGGACUUUGGUGUUACUUUUUUGCCUGCGACAUGCAUCAGCUGACUUAUACGUAGACACAUAUAUACUAAAGUGUAUAUUCAGCGUGCAGGACAUCCUUGACUUAUGCCACAAGCACAACCCCUCAAUCUUGCAACAGGUAAAGCGUCGUACCUUUCUCAAGCGAUCGCGAAUUGGAUGGUAUUGAAGCCGUGGGUUACUGCCAAGGCGCAUCCUAUUUUCGCUGCCAAAACUGUAACCGAAUUGGACUCCAGGAUUGAGGCCGCAAGCAAAAAGCAGUCGGCUGCUGACGUGCAACUGAAGAAGAAAAAAGAGAAAGAGGAAAUGGCGUCCAGCGUCGCAUUGCUUAAAGGAAUGCAAAAAGGCGAGAAAUCUGCGCAAGCAGCUGACAAGGUAACUAAGUCAUCCUUGAUUUCAAGCAUGUGAGACCCAUCUAUUUAGGACCGGGCUUUUAUUUGCCUUUGUUGUCACCGACGGACUCUACUGCAGGACAGCAAGGGCUUUCCUUACUAUACUGAAAAAGUUGCAUGCGCCCUUUCUCUCAUGAUUCACCUCGAAGUAGCCGGCUUUGGGUUGUCCAACAUUUGAAGUGCAACAUUGAAGCUUAUGAAUCUAAUUUUUCGCAAAUGCUUGGUUUUCAUUCUUUUCACUUUGGUUGUUGUUGGCUGGAGACGGGCUCUCAUCUACCAACCCCUUUCGCAACUAGCACCAAGUAUUUGCACACGGAAGAUUCACCAUUGUCCACCCAACGACCUUUUACAGACGUCGAAACAAGCUGCGAAGAAAAUUGCCCGAGACAAAAAAUUGGGACGAGACCAAGCCGAGUUGGAAAUGAUGGGUGUUUUGGAGGACCAUGGCGAUUCUCUCACGGAAAGCAGGCAAGGAAGCGAGUAUCUCUUGCCACGUGCCAAUGACCGCGAUUACAUCAUGCAAGGCGCUAAAUAUGCUGAUAAUGACGCGAACCUUAACGACUUUUUUCUCACUUCCGGUUCGACCUCGAGUUCCUCGACAUCGCGUCCUCUAGGCAACACUCGUCUUAACAAGGACCCGGAGGUAGCACGUGAGCAGAAGCGAAUCACGCAGGCUAAAAACGACUUGAUGAAAGACUUUUGCGCCGCUCCUGAAGAUGAAAACGGUGACGCUCACAUGCUCGACGCUGAAGAAUACGAUGAAGGAAAGGAUGAGGAUGGCACGUUUCUUCCGAAGAGCACGGGCGAGGAAGAUUGCGGAGAUGUAGAAGGAGGACAACACAUCAACUUCAUGGAGGAUUUCAACUUCGAUGAAGAUGAGGAGGAGGUGGAAUUCGUAGAGGAAGGGGAGAUGGUAGAGGAAGAGGAGAUGGUAGAGGAAGAGGAGAUGGUAGAGGAGCACAAUGAAGAGGAUGAUGGUGAAGAAGCAUCUGAGAUGCCUCCACAAACCACGACUUCGACGACGUCGAGCGGCCAAAAAAUAACAAACAAGUCAUCUUCUAGCUCCAGCUCUCUUCUUCCGCCUGCUAAUCGCCUCAAGGAAAGCUCUUCAUCCUCAACCGCUAGAAAAUGCAAAAAGGACGAACAGGCAGAUGAUGGCGAUAGAUCAAAGCAGACCAAGAAACAGAAGCAGAAGAAGCAGGAACAAAAAAUCCACAAGCGUCUACGCAGAUACGACUACCCGGAGUACCCUUGCGGCCCCGAAGGGCAGUACAUGCCAUUCUUGGUCUACUCUUACCCGUGGAUGUUAGACAAGUGGUUUGUAACGUCCAAGUUUAUGGCCCCAUAUGCCUGCAUCGUUACGCCUAGCAUCCCAAUGGAGAGGUGGCAUGCCAGACCUAUCAAUCUCCACUGGGUAGCUCAGAACAAUGCAAGCCCUACUUUGAGCAGCCUUCCUCUAACAUGAACAGAGACCUACUCAGCACAGAGUACAUGGUGAACAAGCAGCAUUUCGAUUACUGCAUGGACAAGAAGAAGCCUCCGCAGGUGUCGUUGUGUAUCAAGAACCCUGAAGGAAAGAAAGGAACUGAUCUACCACAAAUGUUCUUCGACUGGCUGAACGGCAUUGCGGAACAUUGCAUCAACUUGUUCCCCGACAACAGUGACCCAGAAGUGCGAGUGGAUAAUGUGCGAAAGGCGUUCGUCAAUGAGGUCGACCUGUACUGGCGAGCAGUGGCGGAGGACUACGUCCUUAAGCGACGCCAAAUUUUUCAGUGUGAGUUUGACUACAUGCACAAGUGCUUCGUCUUCCAAAAUCUUCUUCAAGAAAAGCCGGAGCUCCAAGGACCGUGGAUGGAGGGAAAGAUGUGGCAGGGUGACGACGUGCUAGAAAAUCCAGGUCUAUGCAAGCCGGUGAAUCUAAAACAGCACGGAGAGAAGCUACAACAUCAGCUACUAAGAGCAAACAGGCUUCCCACCAUUGCCGAAGGAAAGGAGCAAGAGGAAGAGACCAAGGCAGCAGUGCCCCAACAAGCAGCAGCAGCUGUUGACGAGGACGGAGACAAGAAGAUCACAGAGGUGAGAUUUUCGAAUGCAGGUGGAGCACAAACAGCAGUGGUAGAGCAUCUGGAUUUAUGCGCUCGCGUGCUAUUCAUUUUGUAGUCGAUUGCAAUUGUGAAACGGAGCAUCAAUUUGGUAUAAUAUCAGCAACACUCAAGCAGCUUUUUUCUGGCUUGGUUAGUUUUUCCUUUUCUAUACCUAGCUAUGCACCCGUACAACUGCUUACUGAAGUAUUACUUAUUCAUUGUUGCUCUCAUUUUCAUUACGGAAAGCAAUGGCUAUCGCGAGGAACUCCGGACCCAAGCCAGCUGUUGUUGCAGAUGCUGCAGAACUUUCUGCUGCGCAGCCGACUGCUGUUGGUGCCGAAUCUGCUGAAAAGCAGUCAGCUGCCGUUCUUGGUGCAGAAUCUGGCGAAAAGCAGCCAACAGUUGCUGGGCCUGUACCUUCACGCGAAGCCGAGCCGACUGCUGACGAGGCAGUACUUCCCGUCUCCGUGCCGACGGCUGUUGUUGGGCCAGGAGCAGCACCUCCCGAAGCCGGCGUGCCGACGGCUGUUGGGGCAGAAGCAGCACUUCCAGAAGCCGUGCCGACGGCAAGUGGGUCAGUAGCAGCACCUCCCGAAGCCGUGCAGAGUGCAGAUGGCGCAGCACCUCUCGAAGCCGUGCCGACGGCGGAUGGGCCAGUAACAUUGCCUCCCAAAGCCGUGCCGACGGCAGAUGGGCCAGUAGCAGUACCUCCCGAAGCUGUGCAGACUGCAGAUGGCGCAGUACCUCCCGAAGCCGUGCAGACUGCAGAUGGCGCAGUACCUCCCAAAGCCGUGCAGACUGCAGAUGGCGCAGUAACUCACGAAGCCGUGCAGACUGCAGAUUGCGCAGUAACUCCCGAAGCCGUGCAGACUGCACAUGGCGCAGUACCUCCCGAAGCAG